CAUUAGACUGCAUUGUAUUCACUAAUAAAACUAUUAUUUAAAUUUAAUUUAUUAACACUCAAGUUUCGGAGCUAAUAAAUUAAAAGCAAUUUAUUUUUAUGUCAAUCGCCAAUGAUUUACGAUUUGUUUAACGAAUCGAUUUUUUUUAAUGUAACGCAAUGUCAAGAAAAUAAAAGUUUGAAGAUUUGAGUGAACAGUAAAUACAAACAUUCAAAUCGACGACACAUUUGAAGAGUGGACACGAAUUCACGGUUCGAGAGAUGUCGAGAGCCAUGCACUCGAAGACGACAACUAUGUUGACUGAAAUGUGGGCCAAAAUGAGAAGAACCAAACAAAUCAAUACUCAGACAGAUUUGCUGGAAACUCAACUCCGGCGCUGUCUCUCAACAUUUGAUAUCGUAUUGUUAGGCAUCGGCCAUAUGGUUGGUUCGGGUGCUUAUGUGUUGACCUCAUCAGUUGCGCGCAAUAUCGCUGGCCCGGCUAUAAUCGUAUCGUUUAUGAUCUCAGGUUUGGCUUCAUUCCUGAGUGCACUGAGUUAUGCCGAAUUUGCCGGUCGUUUCCCCAAAUGCGGAUCCGCUUAUUCGUAUUCUUACUUAGCAUUGGGUGAACUCUGGUCAUUCAUAGUGGGUUGGAAUAUGAUAUUAGAGAACGUGAUCGGAACGGCAGCCGUGAGUCGGGCCUGUUCUGCAUAUAUGGAUUCACUAUUAAACGGACAAAUAAGAAACUACACGUUGGCAUCCCUGGCCUCAAACAUUGCUGUAAUUGUGACCAUAAUUGUGGUCGGAUUGUAUUACUCGGAUCUAAAGAAUUGGAAAGACAUCCCAAAUGGGUUUAUGCCAUACGGGUGGCGGGGAGUGUUUGCGGGCAGUGCCACUUGUUUUUAUGCUUAUAUCGGAUCGAUGACAUUUGCCACCAUCUCAUACGUGGCCGUAUCGGCUGUCCUCACGCUAAUGGUCCCAUACAAUGAAAUCAAUGCUGAGUCGGGACUUCCCGAUGCCUUUGGAGUUCACGGAGCCGUUUGGAUAAAACUAAUUGUAAUAGUGGGCGCCUCCUGUGGAAUGGUAACGGUGCUCAUCGGCACUAUGUUCUCAUUGACUCGUAUCGUAUACGCCAUGUCUGACGACGGCCUCCUCUUCUCAUGGAUGGGUGCAGUGAAUCCGCGAACUCAAAUCCCAUUGCAUGCCAUGUAUUUCUUCGCGUCCAUCGGAGCCCUUAUGGCUCUCUUCAUAGACAUCACAACUUUGAUCGAAAUGAUGUCAAUCGGGACACUCAUCGCAUAUCUAGUGGUCAGCGCCUCUGUCAUUGUCAUCCGAUACGAACCCACCGUUCAGUCCAGUUGUCGUCAAAGUCUCACAACAGAAGUCAAUAAUCAAGAGUUGAAUGACUUGUCCGUCGAGUCAUCGAAUAUGAAUGAAGAGAAUAAACUCAUUGACGAACUCGUGGACAACGAUUCCUCGACUUCACAAUCAGACCAUAAUAUAGUGGUGGAUGUGAUGGCUGUCCCUUAUCUGGAGCAUUUCUUGGACAGUUUGGAAACGCUUCCAACGGAUCUGCAGAGGAAUUUCACACUCAUGAGGGACUUGGACACCAAGACUGAGGGUAAGUGA
Messenger RNA from Oppiella nova, 1607 nucleotides. The record is from the annotation of a GenBank genome assembly. Lineage: Eukaryota; Metazoa; Arthropoda; Arachnida; Sarcoptiformes; Oppiidae.